AUGGUCCUGCCCAAAAAGCUGCGGCUCCUGCUCUUCCUGACGUCCCAGCUGGCUCUGCUGUUCCUCGUGCUCCGCACGUUCGAGGGCGAGGAGCUGCCGGGGCGCGCGCAGCGCGUGCACGUGCUGGUGCUGUCGUCGUGGCGCUCGGGCUCGUCCUUCGUGGGGCAGCUGUUCAGCCAGCACCCGGACGUCUUCUACCUGAUGGAGCCCGCGUGGCACGUGUGGAUGACCUUCACGCACAGCACGGCGGGGAGGCUGCACAUGGCCGUGCGGGACCUGCUGCGCUCCGUCUUCCUGUGCGACAUGGACGUGUUCGAGGCCUACCUGGCGCCGGGGCCGCGGAGGCAGUCCAGCCUGUUCCAGUGGGAGCACAGCCGCGCGCUGUGCUCGCCGCCCGCCUGUGGCGCCUUCCCGCGCGGCGCCAUCAGCAGCGGGACGGUGUGCAAGCCGCUGUGCGCGCGGCGCCCCUUCGCGGCGGUGCGGGACGCCUGCCGCACCUACAGCCACGUGGUGCUCAAGGAGGUCCGCUUCUUCGACCUGCGGGCGCUGCGGCCGCUGCUCACCGACCCGGCCCUCGACCUGCGCCUGGUGCACCUGGUGCGCGACCCCCGCGCCGUGUUCCGCUCCCGGGAGCGCACGGCGUACGAGCUGAGCAUCGACAGCCGCAUCGUGCUGGGGCCGCCCGGGCAGCAGCUGCGGGAGGAGGAGCAGCCCUUCCGCGCCAUGGAGAUCAUCUGCCGCGGCCAGCUGGACAUCCUCCGGGCCGCGCAGGCCCUGCCCGAGGCGCUGCGGCGCCGCUACCUGCUCGUGCGCUACGAGGACGUGGCGCGGGCGCCGCUGGCCCAGGCCGCCCGCAUGUACGAGUUCGCGGGGCUGGAGUUCCCGCCGCACCUCCGGACCUGGGUGCACAACACCACCCGCGGCCGUGGCACGGGCCAGCACGCCUUCCACACCAACGCCAGGGACGCCGUCAACGUCUCCCAGGCCUGGCGCUGGUCGCUGCCUUACGACAAGGUCUCCCGGCUCCAGCAUAUCUGUGGCGACAUCAUGGACUUGCUGGGCUACCUCCAGGUCGGAUCCAAACAAGAGCAGGCCAACCUGUCCCUGGAUGUCCUCUCGCCCGAGAGCCCCUGGAGGCAAGCCUACCGCGAGGGCUGA
Molecule: messenger RNA, 1158 nt
Organism: Perognathus longimembris pacificus (Pacific pocket mouse)
Lineage: Eukaryota; Metazoa; Chordata; Mammalia; Rodentia; Heteromyidae
Gene: Chst4
Product: carbohydrate sulfotransferase 4
Exons: 1
Coding region: 1-1158 (385 amino acids)
Biological process (GO): carbohydrate metabolic process; N-acetylglucosamine metabolic process; protein sulfation
Cellular component (GO): Golgi membrane
Molecular function (GO): N-acetylglucosamine 6-O-sulfotransferase activity
Source: RefSeq, a predicted model, not a curated record